UGUGCUCUUGUGCUUCUGUCUCUCUGACACACACGCUCACACACAUGUGCAAACAUGCGCACACAUGCGCAAACAUGUGCACACAUGUGAAGCAGGGAAGCAUGUCGUCUCCGAAGAAAGGCCCUUCACGCCUGGUGCUAUUGGGCACAGGCGCAUCAUCCAGCGUCCCAAACCUCGCCUGCCUCAUUCGAACGGAGGGGCCAGAGUGCACUGUAUGCCAGGAGGCAGCCAGGAAUCCCCUCUCGCGUAAUCUCAGAGGCAACCCCAGCAUGCUCAUCCAAUACCAACCUUCGCUCACCAGCAACCUUGACCUCGUGCGUGUGGGCAACGCAGACGACGAUGGCGUGAAGAACAUCCUGUUUGACGCCGGCAAGACAUUUGCGUCCGCAGUGGCCCGCUUCUUCCCCAAGUUGGGGGUGACGGGCAUUGAUGCGCUCGUCAUCAGCCACGACCACGCAGACGCCGUGCUCGGCAUCGAUGACCUGAGGAGCGUGCACUACCUGACGCCGUAUGAGGAUGAGAAGGCGGGGAGGACAAAGUACGAAGUGGCCAAACCCAUCGAGGCCUUUUGCUCUGACGAAACGUUCGAACGCAUGCAAGGUAGCGUGAACGUGUGCCUGCCUUCCACCUCAGCCGUGUUUCCAUAUUUAAUCCCAAAGAAGCAGAUUGAGGCCAUCAACGCAGGGGAACCAAAGCGGUUCGUGUCGCGCAUCAACUGGCACGUGGUUGCGAAUCUGAGCGACCGUGACAUUGACGUUGACCCGCCGUUCAGUGUCUUUGGUCUUGAGCUCCAGCCCGUCCGCAUGAUGCACGGUGGAUCGUACAUCUGUCUCGGCUUCCUCUUCGGCCCAAAGGAUGCUCGCAUUGCGUAUUUGAGCGAUGUGAAAGUGUUCCCAAAGCCAACAAUGGAUCUUCUCCUUGAAGCCAACAUCGAUCUCAUGAUCAUCGACUCGCUCUACAUCUCGGAGGAACACGACACGCACAUGUGUUUGACGGAGGUUGUUCAAGUUGUGCGGCGCGUGAAACCGAAACGGACCGUCCUCGUCGGCAUGACACACGACUUUGACUACAACACGUUUGACCAGGCGCUGUGCAGCGUUGUUGACGAUGGAGAAGACCUCAACAUCCACAUGGGAUACGAUGGCAUCUCCUUUGACGUCGAAUUGUAG
Molecule: messenger RNA, 1169 nt
Organism: Salpingoeca rosetta
Lineage: Eukaryota; Choanoflagellata; Craspedida; Salpingoecidae
Exons: 11
Coding region: 45-1169 (374 amino acids)
Source: RefSeq, a predicted model, not a curated record